UGUCAGGGACACAUGAACGGUGAUAAUAUCCACGGAACAGGCUGCGGGCAAGAGGAACAAAGAAAGCCGCCCGUUGCCUCCAAAGCGUUCUUUCAUUUCGUCAAUACAGAUAAACGUCGACUUCGUAUAAGUAUUUUUAGAUUUUGUCUUAACAAUCCCCCAUUACCCUCCCUAAGUGUCACUCUUAAGUCCGAGUGGUGGCUUUUGUUGAGGAAAGAGCAAAGUUGGCGUCGUGAGAGGUUUUCUUGAGGUCGCUUUAUUCGAAACCAAGAAGCACUGGAUACGAAGACUGGAAGGUAACGUACGGAAAUUACCAGCGCUUUGAUGUUGUGACCUGUGCCCUGUCGACUUGUCAGAUAUGCACAUUUCUGAAGACGCCUGCACUCAGAUGGAUUAAGAGGAGUGUGGUUCCCCCUGGUUGAAGAGUGUGUCCAACAGCAUCUUUCCACCCAGGACUUACUGUGUUGCUGCUGCGCCCAUGAGGUAACGUCAGGACCUGCCGUCCCCUCAUUACUACCCUCGGUCCAUCCAUCUCCCUCCCCUCUGUCCCUUCCUCCCUUGGACCUACCCAGCCAUGGGCCAGAAGAUCUCCGGUAGUAUCAAGUCAGUGGAUGUACGCGGAGAGCCUUCAUAUCAGCCAGUGCGCCGCGAGCUGCGGGGCCCAGAUUUCUGUCGGCCCCCCAGGCUGGACUUACUGCUGGACAUGCCACCGGCCAGUCCUGAGACUCAACUUCGUCAUGCCUGGAACCCUGAUGACCGCUCCCUCAAUGUCUUUGUUAAGGAGGACGACAAGCUGACGUUCCACCGACACCCUGUAGCACAGAGCACAGACUGUAUCCGAGGCAAGGUGGGCUACACCAGGGGCCUCCAUGUUUGGAGGAUUCACUGGCCGGCCAGACAGAGAGGCACCCAUGCUGUUGUAGGCGUGGCCACUGCUGAAGCACCUUUACACUCAGUGGGCUACAUGGCUCUGGUGGGCUCAGACUCUGAGUCCUGGGGCUGGGACCUGGGUCGGAACAGACUUUACCAUGAUGGAAAGAACCGACCCGUUUCCACGUCGGCACCCACGUACCCCUGUUUCCUGGAGCCAGAUGAGUCUUUUGUGCUUCCAGACUCUCUGACAGUAAUACUGGAUAUGGACGAAGGAACGCUGAGCUUCAUGGUAGACGGACAGUAUCUGGGAGUAGCUUUUAGAGGGUUAAAGGGCAAGAGACUGUAUCCCAUUGUCAGUGCUGUCUGGGGACACUGUGAGGUUUCUAUUCGCUAUGUCAACGGACUAGAUCCGGAGCCCCUGCCCCUGAUGGACCUGUGCAGACGAGUAGCUCGACUGGCUCUGGGCAGAGAGCGCAUCCAUCAUAUCGACACACUCCCACUGCCACAGACUCUCAAGAACUACCUCCAGUACCAGUGACCACACACACAUUCACACAUACACACAGAUGGGAAGAAACUGAAGCCUAUUUCUUACUAUUGUAACCAGCCUUUAAACUGAACUUAAUCAUAAACCAUCAGACAUCUGCUGAGGAUGUGGACUAUGACAUUGACUAUGAACAGGUGGUGAAGACUGCGCUGCGAGGGGUUUUGUUUACACCAGUUGGGGAUUUUCCAUUUUGGAUGAUUUUUAUCUCCUGAUUUUCAGCUUUUGUUUUUCUUUUUUUUGUUGUUGUUGACUGCUGUUUUUCUCCUGGACAGAUGACUAAAAUGGAGAGUGAGAUAUUAAAAGAGAAUAUUGCAAUUCAGUUUCCUGCUAAUCCUAUAUAUAUAUAUAUAUAUAUAUAUAUAUAUAUAUAUAUAUAUAUACACACACACACACACACACACACACACACACACACACACACACACACACACACACACACACGUCCUCAACCAGAAAGGCCUUCAGUGCUGUGGAUUUGGGCAACAGUUUACCCAACACACUCUGUGGAGGCUUCCUCGGAAACAUGUUGGUAUGUAUAUUUAUAUUCCCAGCAACACAGCAGGCUCUGUGGAGACAACAAUCCCUUCAAGCCACAGGAGAGAGAGAGUGAGAGCGAGCAUGAGAGAGGGGGAGAAAGUCCACACGCAGUUCUAUUUUUGAUACUGUGUACAGUGUAGCACACAUGGAUUACAUAUAUAGUGUUUGCGUGUGUCGUGAGCGUAGAAACAAAGCCCACACUGUCUGUAGUAAGAAGACAAUUCACUGACAAGUAGGCAGUUCCCACCUAUAGGCCAAACAACACAGUUCUAGUCUGUUUUGACCAUUUUCUCUUGCCAGCUUCUCUCACUCUCUUCAUCUCCCUCUGUCUCGCUGUCACUUUCUCCAGUUUGAUUUAAGCCUCCAUCAUGUUUGGUGAACUCGAAGGACCCGCCUGCUGUUGUCAGCUCUCUAGCUCCUGUAAUGCUGAUAGAGAUUGAUUUGAAGGUGAAGCUUUGUCUUCAACUGCUAAUGUGCCUGCUCAGAGACAGCACACACACACACAAACAAAGCACAUGACACUUCUUUCCACCCCAAAGUUUUAAAAAUGCUGCUUUUUCUUUUUUCUGCCAUCUUACCCUCAUAUGGGUUUUUAUCCCGGAUACUUUUGAAAAUUAUGGUCUUAUAAUGAGAUUUUUUUAAUGUUCUUUUUUUUCAUGGGACUGGAUGUCUUGCACGUAUGGUGGAAAAAAGUGCUGCCAUGAGAAUCUUUUAAAUGUGAAUAAGAAUAAACUCAGCUAAACUCGCA
Molecule: messenger RNA, 2705 nt
Organism: Lates calcarifer (barramundi perch)
Lineage: Eukaryota; Metazoa; Chordata; Actinopteri; Centropomidae
Product: SPRY domain-containing SOCS box protein 4
Exons: 4
Coding region: 575-1411 (278 amino acids)
Biological process (GO): intracellular signal transduction; proteasome-mediated ubiquitin-dependent protein catabolic process
Cellular component (GO): SCF ubiquitin ligase complex
Molecular function (GO): protein binding
Source: RefSeq, a predicted model, not a curated record